AUGCGAGUGAUGGCGGCCAACGAGGAUACACCACUGCUCCGACGCUUUUCCAUUCCGCCAGCCUUUACUCAACCUGGUUGCUACGAACAAAUGUCUGACAAGACGCAUAUUGAAGAGGGGUAUAAUGCGCCUGCGUGCACCUUCCCGUUUUCAAGAAUGGCCACCACGAAACAUGAAGACCCUUCACAUCCGCCGCGCAUGCCUCAGGCGAUAGCUCACCGCGGCUACAAAGCCAAGUUUCCGGAAAAUACCCUCGCCGCCUUUGCCGGUGCAAUCGAGGUCGGCGCACACGCAGUAGAGACAGACGUACACAUUACCAAAGAUGGCGUUGUAGUGUUGUCCCACGACAACACACUAAACCGCUGCUUUGGACGCCCGGAAAAGAUUAUCGACUGCGAUUGGAGUUUUAUCGCGCCGUUGCUGACAACCGAGGAGCCCAAACAACAUAUGCCACGACUUUCAGAUUUACUGCAUUUUCUGGCCACCGAGGAACGUAAAGAUGUUUGGGUAUUGCUGGAUGUUAAGCUGGACAAUAACCCCGAAGACAUUGUUCGUCUUAUUGCCAGCACAAUUGCUUCUGUGCCUGCAUUAUCAGAUCACCCUUGGUCGCAGAGAAUAGUUCUCGGUUGCUGGGCAGCAAAACACGUACCUCUGUGUCAACGUUAUCUACCUGGUGUCCCUUGCACACACAUAGGCUUCUCCCUCAGCUACGCCCGCCAGUUCCUCAACAUCCCAAACGUGGGUUUCAACAUGUUGUUACCCAUCCUCAUGGGCCCCGGCGGCAAAAAAUUCCUCCACGACGCAAAAACCGCAAAUAAACCUGUUCUCGCAUGGACGGUCAACGAGACCAAAAAAAUGAAAUGGUGUAUACAUAAACAACUGGAUGGUGUAAUCACCGACGACCCCAAGCUUUUCCUCGAGGUCUGCAACAAUUACGACGGCAGAGAAAAAGUCGCACUGGGUUGGAGGAUCUGGGUUGAUGUGCUCAGGAUAUGGAUUUUUGCGAGUGUGUUUGGCUUUUUGUACCGUAAUCGAUUUGCGGGCAGGACGAAGAGUCAGGUGCAAGUUGUUUGA
Molecule: messenger RNA, 1074 nt
Organism: Aureobasidium uvarum
Lineage: Eukaryota; Fungi; Ascomycota; Dothideomycetes; Dothideales; Saccotheciaceae
Source: the annotation of a GenBank genome assembly